UCAGGCCACAGACACUAGGGGGCUUUCUAUGCGGAAGUCAACAAGCACCGAGCUGCUUCCUGAAAGUGCUGGGACUAUUCUGUAUAAACUAGGAUUUUCUAAUUGAUUGAUUGAACCAGCCAUGUCGAAGAACACAGUAUCCGAUCGAUUCAGAAAGGUUGAUAUAGAUGAGUACGACGAAAACAAGUUUGUCGACGAGGAGGACGGCGGAGAAAAUCAAAUAGGUCCGGAUGAGGCUGAGGUGGAUUCUCUCAUCAGAUCAGGUAACCUGAUGGGGGCUUUGCAGGCAGUACUGAAGAAUCCACCCCUCAAUACAAAGAACCAGAAUGUGAAGGACCGGGCUGAAGGCCUCGUGUUGAAAGUGCUCAGCUCAUUCAAGGCUAGCGAUAUAGAAAAGGCUGUUCAGUCUCUGGAUAAGGCUGGAGUCGAUCUGCUCAUGAAGUACAUUUACAAGGGCUUUGAAAAACCUUCUGACAACAGUAGUGCCAUCCUGCUUCAGUGGCAUGAAAAGGCUCUCUCAGCAGGCGGCGUGGGCUCCAUCGUCAGAGUGCUCACGGCCAGGAAGACCGUUUAAUGUUCAGCACCUCAGCACCAUUGGCGGAGGGACUGGCUGGCACAAGCCCUCGUGGUCUGGUUUCUGCCCACACUGCCAAACUGUGGAGGAUGUCCAGUCACUCACCUCUCAUCUUUUUUUAAAACGAUCAAACAUUACAGUCCCAUUUGGAUUUGUUGCAGUGAAGAUAAGCACCUUGGAUCUAUGUUAACGGAAUGGUGAUGAGAAAAUGUUCUUGUUGACCUCAGUAGAUAUUAAGCACAGACAUUUUAGCUAUUAUCAAAGGAAACGUCUCUUUACUCGUCCACUUCACGUACUUCACAUUCUCAUACCUGUCCCUAUGUAAUGUCUCAACAGAACAGAACAAACAGUACAUGUAAUCACAUGACUAAAUCAUUACACAGUCAUAUCAUUGUUUUUUGUUUUACUUAAAGGAACAGUUGUCCCCAAAAUAAAAACUUCUAUCAUUUACUCGCUCUCAUAUCAUUCCAAACCUGUAUUUUCUUUCUUCUGUAGAACACGAAAGGAGAUUUUUGAAGAACGUUUGAGUCCUUUUUUUGUUUUCUUUUGUAUUGCACAGAAGAAAGAAACUCGUACAGGUUUUAACCAAAAUGAGAGUAAAUAAAUGAUGACAGCAUUUUUAUUUUUGGCUGAAGCUUUAGGAAGGUGAUCAAGCUUUAGUUUGUAGAGGAAGUUCUCUUUACACUCUCUUGCUCGUCUGCUCCCUUUUAAGCAUAAUUAGAGCUGGUCUAUGGAACAUGCCAACAUCAGUAUUUUCUUUUUUCCUACUUGCAUGCACUGCAUAAUAUAUUAGUUCAUAGUUGGUUGUUGAAUCUAGCCUCAUUUGAACGCCUGUGCUUUCAAGAGGGAGAUUUCCAACUCGAUUUCUUGUGAUCAGAGCGUUUAUUUUCCUCCACAACCCCUUCAGUAAUUCACGCAUGUUUCCAUUUUCUCUUUGGUUUCAUAUCACACCGGGAUCACGUUUUAAGAAACAAAAAAGGGAAUAACUUUUCUUAAGUUGCCAAAAAGGUUUUUAUUGUUGAUUAAUAUUAGUGUGUUUUUGUACUCCUUACAAAAACAAUGAGUUUAAUUUUUUUAUAACGCUGAGUAUUAUUCGAAUUGUCCAACAAAAGCUUAUGUAUAUUUUGAUCACAUCAUUUUUGAACUGUGUUACCAAUCGUAGAACAUGAUUAACAUUAUUUCUUAACUUUGAACUCAGACUUUAUGUCAGGUGCUGAUGAUAUAGCUAACCUCUGAGACAUAUGAGUGUUUGUGUACUCUCACAAUUCCCACCAAACACAGAAGCAAGCGCUCAAGCUGCAAUGGAGAAUUUUGCUUCCACUGUGGUCUACUUAUUUUGCCAUACUUGAAGCCAUACAUAAACAACGCGAGGAAGUCUCUACUUGUUCAUUUACGGCUCUAAGUGAAUGUUGAGUUUGCAUCACACCAGUCAAUCAUUUGAUUAAGUGCAAAAAUUAUGAACUAGUUUACCAACUGCCUUAUAAAAUGUUCCUUUUAUAUUGUAUGGUUCUUUUGAAAAAUAAAUGAAAUGAAUACAA
Messenger RNA from Megalobrama amblycephala (Wuchang bream), 2112 nucleotides. RefSeq names its product actin related protein 2/3 complex, subunit 5A (gene arpc5a). The transcript is spliced from 4 exons. Gene Ontology annotation, cellular component: cytoplasm; actin cytoskeleton; Arp2/3 protein complex. The record is from RefSeq and is a predicted model, not a curated record. NCBI's taxonomy places the organism in Eukaryota, Metazoa, Chordata, Actinopteri, Cypriniformes, Xenocyprididae. Gene Ontology annotation, biological process: regulation of actin filament polymerization; Arp2/3 complex-mediated actin nucleation; cell migration. Bases 122 to 574 code for a protein of 150 amino acids. Gene Ontology annotation, molecular function: actin filament binding.